GUCACCCCUCUUGCACUCCGCUUUUGACGGUGCGCUUUUCCUAUUUCUUCGUAUUACUCCACCCCAGCAGGAACAAAGGAAGGUUUGCGUCCUUCUGUCUACCAAUUAAGCCCCACGAAUGAUCUCAAAACUCUGGGGAGAAUCACUUAGCACAGCCCGCCAUAGCAUUCGUUCACUUGGUCGUGCAUCUACUGCCCACCCCACCACUCACUUCGCCCACAACGCCCAGAGGGAGGCCUCACUUCACCCUCAAUCUAACGCCCAGAAAACACUGAGCCAGUGGCAUAUCAUCAGCCAUUCUCGUAGACUCUCCUCCUCGUCGCUUUCAUCUUCGUCUACUUCAGCUACAAUGACAGAAAUCAACUUCAAAGCUCAGGCUAAUGACUUUUUGUCCUUCGUCAAUGCUUCCCCAACACCAUUUCAUGCUGUCGCUUCAGCUGGUAAGCGUCUGAUCAACGCUGGGUUUCGAGAAGUCAAGGAGAGAGAUUCAUGGGCAUCCAUCUGCAAGCCGGGUGGGAAGUACUAUGUGACUCGCAAUGGUUCCACGAUCAUUGCCUUUGCAAUUGGCAAAAAAUGGAAACCCGGAAAUUCCAUUUCAAUGAUUGGUGCUCAUACCGACUCUCCAUGCUUGAGGAUAAAACCAGUCUCGAAGAAGUCUGGCGAUGGCUUUGUCCAAGUCGGUGUGGAGACCUACGGUGGCGGUAUUUGGCAUACAUGGUUUGAUCGCGAUUUGGGCAUCGCGGGCAGGGCCAUGGUGAGAAACGCCAACGGGACCAUCGAGGCAAAAUUAGUCCACAUUGAUCGACCAAUUCUGCGUAUCCCGACACUAGCCAUCCAUCUGGAUCGUCAGGAGACAUUCUCCUUCAACAAAGAAACUCAACUAUUCCCGAUUGCUGGCCUAGUCGCUGCAGAAUUAGCCAGGAGAGAUGGAGAUUCAAAUUCUAAGGAGGAUCUAGAAAUCCGAACAAAAGGCAAUGACAACGGAAACAACGCCGAGUCCAAUACACCUUUUGCUCCGCUCAAAUCAACUACGGAUCGCCACCACCCUUACCUCGUCGAGUUAAUCGCAUCUGAACUCUCCGUCAACGCUCAAGACGUCGUCGACUUUGAGAUGCUCCUCUACGAUACCCAAAAGGCUUGUUUAGGCGGCCUUUUGGAUGAAUUCAUUUUCUCAGCGCGCCUAGAUAACCUUAACAUGUCCUUCUGCGCCACAAUGGGCUUACUAAAUUCCCUGACAGAUCCAAAAUCUCUCGACAACGACUCUUCGAUCCGUCUCAUCGCCCUCUUCGACCACGAGGAAAUCGGUAGCCGUACCGCACAGGGUGCAGACUCAAACGCCCUCCCCGCAAUCUUGCGCCGCCUCUCCGUUCUCCCAGGAUCAUCAACAUCAUCAGUCGACAUCUCAACAGCCUACGAGCAAUCCCUCUCAACCUCCUUCCUUCUCUCCGCCGACAUGGCCCACUCUGUAAACCCCAACUACGCCAUCAAGUACGAGUCGGACCACAAGCCAGAGAUGAACAAGGGCCCUGUAAUUAAAAUCAACGCGAAUGCCCGUUACGCGACGAACUCGCCUGGUAUCGUCCUUUUGCAGGAAUGUGCGCGCCUAGCCGGCUCUGCGGGCAAUGAUACAGGUGCGGAGACCGCCUCGUCAUUCCAGGGUGUUCCCUUGCAGCUAUUUGUCGUCCGUAACGAUUCGAGCUGCGGCAGCACGAUUGGACCCAUGCUCUCUGCUGCGCUGGGCGUGCGGACGCUGGAUAUGGGGAAUGCGCAGUUGAGUAUGCAUAGUAUUCGUGAAACGGGCGGGACGAAUGAUGUGGGUUAUGCAAUUAAGCUAUUUGAGAGCUUUUUCCAAAAUUACUCGGGGUUGGCGAGGACGAUCUUGGUUGAUUAGAUGGUUUCGAGUGGGAUGCUUUUGAGGAGUUGUUUUAGGGAGGUAGGGGCUUUGGGAAAGUUCCGCAGCGGUCGAGCUAUUGACGACCAUUCAAAGUGCAAGAUAAAGAAUGUUAGCUCGUUAUUCGUUGUCGUUAUUAUACCUUCCCAGCAGCCUGUAAGCUCAAGUUUAGAAUGAACGUGAGCAUAAAAGCUUCAAUAUACAAAUAUUGUUGCUAUGGUUGCACCACAGAUUUUAUGUUACCCUUAGAACCAUUGCUUCGCCCAUUUGCUCUGGAUUCAAUGCACAGGUGUUAUCUAUACUCAAUGUAAACACAAUAUGCAUACGCCUUCGUUCAGCGCUUGCAGCUUGGUACUAAAUAUCAUUCUCCUACGCUCACGACGUCAUGAUCCACAGACCCUCAAGCAGACCCGAUAAUAAACGAGACACCUAUUUCCUGUCUCCACUCCUUACGCAGAAAUCGGGGAGGAUAUGAAUCAGAUUCCGGCACUGGUCAAGCAGAGCAGAGCCAAUUGACAUCCAUGUGCUGCACAGAACACAGAACUGGGACAGUUUAUAUUUGAAAACAAUUCAUGAUUGCUAAUUGCGAAAACUAAAUAUAUCAAAGCUGCAAGCUGUCAAACGUCCUCCAAAACUUGACAGGCUGUGAGGAGAAAUACUUUGUAGAGGACACAUCCCAUUCCACAUAACUUGAGUGAAUCAAGUUUAUGAAGCCAACAUGGAGGAAAUAUCAGGCCUCUUAAAAAAUAGAUGUAAUGCGCAGGUUGCAAUAGAAGAAGAUACAGCAACAACACUUGCAUGGUGCAAUAUAUUAGAGGAAAGACAAAAUGGUGGGUAGGGCCAUGUUUUAUUUGGGGCAGUUAGUGAAUGCAAAUAGGGAGAGGAGUAAAACGGAAAGGGAGCCCCAAAUCCGGGGAAAAAAAGAAAAGAAAAGAAAAGAAAAAGAAAGAAAGAAAGAAAGAAAUUGGAAAUCACACACGAAAUAAGAGUCCAAGAACUCUUUGAAAAAAACUUGGCCACUCCUUUCUGUGGUCCUAGGAAUUCAUGGAUGCAACGCACUUGACAAAUCUCGUCCAUACGAACGAGUUAGCAGUUCCGCGGAAGCACUUCAUCUCACUAGCAGCCUGCUAAACGGGGGGGAAUCAAAUAGGUCGUGUUGAAAAUAGAACCAUGGUGCUUAGAUUCAGAUCAAACGUGCGCACACAAAGACCUCAAAACUGAUAAUGGGGACGAAUGAGGGUAAAAAAUAAAGAAAUUGGAAAUUGGAAAAAACAAGAAACCACAUGAAACAAAGAGAAAUUCAAAUCUUAUUCCAUCAAAUUUACUGCCAUCUGUCCACGAUAGUUUCAGUCCCAUAUUCCUCUGAAAAGAUGAAAUUAUGGAUAGACACUUGGUGGUUGCCUAUAUUUCCAUCGCUAUUGCGCAAGGACUCUCUCGCUUGACGGUUGAACUUUUGG
This is a messenger RNA of Blastomyces gilchristii SLH14081, 3348 nucleotides long. RefSeq names its product aspartyl aminopeptidase. The transcript is spliced from 6 exons. The coding region runs from base 119 to 1891 and encodes 590 amino acids. Gene Ontology annotation, biological process: proteolysis. Gene Ontology annotation, cellular component: fungal-type vacuole. NCBI's taxonomy places the organism in Eukaryota, Fungi, Ascomycota, Eurotiomycetes, Onygenales, Ajellomycetaceae. The record is from RefSeq and is a predicted model, not a curated record. Gene Ontology annotation, molecular function: zinc ion binding; metalloaminopeptidase activity.